Molecule: messenger RNA, 1524 nt
Organism: Aspergillus calidoustus
Lineage: Eukaryota; Fungi; Ascomycota; Eurotiomycetes; Eurotiales; Aspergillaceae
Source: the annotation of a GenBank genome assembly
AUGGCGGGGUUGUCGCAGAAUGAAGCCUGUCGAUCCUGUCAGCAUCAGGAGGACUCUGGAGCAAGACCUCCGCCGUGGAAGGUCGAGUUUCGCUCCUCAAAGGGUUUCGUCACCUGGGUUGUGGCGAUUGCUGUCUUUACGGAUGUGUUUAUAUAUGGCAUGAUCAUCCCUAUUCUGCCUGAAGUGCUCAAAACUCGGAUAGUCGUCCCAGCAGAUGAACUACAAAAAUGGAUGUCGAUCCUCCUCGCAGCCUACGGUGGCGCCCUCUUCGUUGGCUCGCCUGUGUUCGGUUACUACGCUGAUAGAAGCUCCUCCCGCCGAGCGCCCUUUCUGAUCGGUCUCCUAGCACUAGGCGGGUCAACGGUGAUGUUCUGGUUUGCGCAGUCAGCAACCGCUCUGGUCAUUGCGCGCACGCUCCAGGGGCUGUCCGCUGCUGUUGUCUGGACUGUCAGCAUGGCGCUGAUCGUGGAUACAGUGGGUAAGGAUCAGGUUGGGGCGGCAAUGGGCUUUGUCUCCAUGGCUAUGACGGUUGGUACUGUUUCGGGGCCCUUUAUUGGAGGACUUGUCUUGUCGAAAGCAGGAUACCAUGCUGUGUUUAGCAUAGCUAUUGCACUUAUUCUCCUGGAUAUUGCUCUUCGUUUGGUGAUGAUUGAGAGGAAGAAUGCUUUGGAAUGGCUACAGGAUCAGCCUGCAUCUGUUGAAGAAACUGAGAGGCUUCUAGAACCGGUCGCGCCGGGCGACUCUUUGCAUAAAUAUGCUGCAAUACCACGAGAGGCGGAGCAAAGUGCCUCAGAGGGUGGAAAGGUCGCAGAUGAUGGCCUUGAGGAGUCUUCCCCCAGUGAGACUAAGGCGAAGAAGAGAUCUGUGCCAGGUAUAGUGCGCUUAUUGUGCUCCGGUGCGCUACUCGUCGUCCUGGCCGCCGCUGUUCUACAGGCCGUCGCGUACUCCUCUUUUGACACGGUCCUCCCCCUCUACGUGAUGUCCACGUUCAAAAUGGGCCCCAUGGGCAUCGGCCUCUGCUUCAUCCCUCUCUUCACCCCGUCCUUCUUCUCCACCCUAAUCGGCUCCGCUGUCGACCACUACGGCAGCCGCAGAAUCACGCUCCUCGCCUUCCUCAUCGACGUCCCCUACUUCCUCCUCCUCCAGCUCGUCGCGGAAAACACAGCCCACGACAAAAUACUCCUGUACAUACUCCUCUUCUUUGCAGGGCUCGCCGCCGCCCUGAAGACCGUUGCCCUCAUGGUUGAGGUCAACCACGUCGUCGGGGAGAAGGAGAAGGAAUGCCCUGGGAUUUUCGGUGAGCAGGGCGGGACGGCGCAGGCGUAUGGGCUGUAUAAUGUGGCUUGGUCGGGGGGGCAGGUGCUGGGACCGCUGGUGGCGGGGUGGUUGGUUGAAUGGAAGGGUUGGGCGACUAUGGUUAGUGUGUUUGGGAUUGUCAGCGGUGGGAUGGCGGUUGUUUUGGCUGUUACGUCAAAGGAUGUGGUGAGGCUGGUUGGUCGGGGUAGGCUGGGGAUGCAAGGGUGA